AUGGCUGAUCGAAAAUUAUUUAUCGGAAAUCUUGUACGUCGUAUUACUCAAGAAGAUCUAUGGGUGAUGUAUUCAGCAUUUGGACCCUUGGAAGAAUGUGCCAAAUUCCACGAAUCAUUUGGUUUUGUUCGUUUUCUGCAUGCUGAAGAUGCUCGACAAGCAUUAGACGCAACGCAUGGUAUUACAUUGAAAGGACGAUGUAUUAAAGUCGAAUUCGCUGCAACGACAACUUCAUGGAGAUCUGCGAAUACCUCUUGCUGUAAUGAAUGUCGUUCAUCGACUCGGUAUAAUAUUCCACCAAUUCGAGCAGUUGAUUUGGCAAAUUAUCGAGGACAUUAUCAUACAAGUUUCGCACCGAGAUCACCGCCGCGCGUUGGUCCUAUUGGUCAUCGAAAGAAAAAUCAAGCGAAAACAAUGACUUUAGAGAAAACUUCAACCUCAACAAAAAUUCCUGAAGUCCAUACAAUUGUUUCUUCACCACCCUCAUCUUAUGCUGCAUCAUCAUCAAGUCAUAUUGCUGAAAUCGACGAUUAUGAUUGUGAACUUGAUAGUGGAUACAACGAUGAAUUCGAUUCACCAGUGUCUUCAACAUCACCAUGGUCCGAUACGCCAAACACAGAUGAAAUGUUCAUAUGGGAUUUUCAAUUGUAUGCUGAUAUUGCGCGUGAACUUCCAUCGAUAAAAAUUGAUUUUUCAUCUUCCGAAUGCACAGAUGAUGAUGAUGAUACAUGCCAUUCACUUGAACAACUCACUCAAUUCAAUAUCGACGAAUAUCUAUAA
Molecule: messenger RNA, 780 nt
Organism: Adineta ricciae
Lineage: Eukaryota; Metazoa; Rotifera; Eurotatoria; Adinetida; Adinetidae
Source: the annotation of a GenBank genome assembly